AUGUCUACCGUCAAUAACGCCAUAACACCGCAACCACCUCCACCGGAAAUCUUUGGUGGAAGUAGGAGGAUCUGGGCAGCGACAUGGUACAGCAUCCUCAGCCUAUUCUCGAUUACUCUACAUACAACAUUCAUUGCGGCUUUGAUGUACACGGAUCUUCGCGAGAGAACCUACGUAAUGAUGAACGAUGAGAAGGUGGUGAUCAGACGGAGAGGAAGAUAUUUCGAGUUGUAUUGGCCUCGCGGUGGUCGGGUGGCACGGGUUAUCGAAGGUGGAGAGAUAGCAGUUUUGCUCGUGGCCGUCUUUAACACGCCACUUAUUGGUGUACGAUGGAUCGACGCUUUUAUGAGCUUCGUGGCCAUGACAAGUCGCAAUGCGCGUGCAUUCUACAUAAUUAACAAGGCAUCUAACUAUUUGGUUGGAGUCGUGAACUUCGCUGCUUAUGCCUUACUUCUCUUUAUACUGGUAAAAAAGCGGAUGCUUUCACUUAGUCGUAAUCAUGAGAUCAAAAUGACAUUGCAGGUUUUGUGUAUGAUGGUGGCAGAAGUAUUGUUCUUCCUGUUCUGGGAGUUAUGGGACAUGGAGGAAACCGACGCAUUGUACUUUCUACUGGCUGAAACCUCUAUUUUGUUAUUCUACGAUGUGCUUAUUCUCCCAUACCUUAUUUUCAACGGGUUUGUGAAUACGUCUCAAUAA
Ostertagia ostertagi is the source of this 696-nucleotide messenger RNA. Lineage: Eukaryota; Metazoa; Nematoda; Chromadorea; Rhabditida; Trichostrongylidae. The record is from the annotation of a GenBank genome assembly.